Ectocarpus siliculosus is the source of this 754-nucleotide messenger RNA. The record is from the annotation of a GenBank genome assembly. NCBI's taxonomy places the organism in Eukaryota, Phaeophyceae, Ectocarpales, Ectocarpaceae.
GGAACACUGCUCUGCUGCUGUUCAACACUGCUGCUUGACCGAUUCUUCGAGCCGGACUCAUACACGCAUCAUGAGCAACAACGGCCAGGGCCAACCGGCGGUGGGUCAACAUCAGGGUCCUCCGCUGGCAGUGGCCCAGCUGCCUGGGGCGCCGCACGCGCCACCCCCGCAGCAAGGAGAAGGAGCAGGAGCAGGACCAGGAGGAGCAGGAAAUGGUCAGGGGGGUUGGGGAGGAGCCGCGGGCGUUGCAGCCGCCCAAGACGCUGCAGCAGUGCCAGCAGGCCACCAGAAUCCCGGUGGAGCAUAAUUUUAACAAGGACAGGAGUGGACUAUGGAACGAGAGGAACAAGCGCAGAAGGGGAGCUGAUCGUCGACCUCUUGGUUCACGGAUCACUGAGCACCAGCACUUUGAAGGAGUACCGUGGCAUAUGGACCACGUGGAAAAACGAGAGAGCCAAGGCAAACUUGGGACCGUGGCUAUGAGAAGAAGAUGGCGUCGAUAGCGCAGUGGUGUGAGAGCUGACCGUGUUCAUGGCGUCAAGGUGUCUUGUAUAUAAUAAUCACAACCAAGAAUCACAACCAAACGAUGAGAGGAUACCUGGCGACGAUCGAGUACGUCCACAAGCUUCAUGUAGGGUGGGCAUUGCCAACGUCGCACGUUAGGGUAGUAGCGGUGGGAAAGGCAAUUGAAAGGGUGCGCGCGAAGUCGGAAUCGAAGCCAGUGGCAAGGAAACCGCUGACCGUGCCCAUGCUA